Molecule: messenger RNA, 1456 nt
Organism: Dermatophagoides farinae (American house dust mite)
Lineage: Eukaryota; Metazoa; Arthropoda; Arachnida; Sarcoptiformes; Pyroglyphidae
Source: RefSeq, a predicted model, not a curated record
UAUGUGAUUCAUUUCCUAUAUAAAUGGAUAGAAUCACCACUGGAAAAUCAUCAUUCGAUUCAAUCCCUUUUGGAAAAACAUCGAUACAACAAAUCCACCAAAAUGAAAUUCGCUUUGUUCGUCGUUGCAAGCUUGAUUGCUACCGUUUAUGGCCAAUCACAUCAAUACUACCAUACUAGCGGUUUGCGAAACUUGGGUGGUUCAUAUUACCGAAGUGCCGGUAUCUCUGGUGUAGCUGGUCUUGGUGGCCUCGCUUAUGGUACUGGUCUAGGUUAUGGAACUCGUUAUGGCUAUGGAUCUGGUCUUGGUUAUGGUUUGGGCUAUGGUUUGGGUUAUGGUCAAGCUGUCGCUUUGGCACCAGCACAAGCUGUAGGAUAUGUUGCAGCAGCUCCCGCAGUCGCUGUCCAAGCUCCAGCUGUUUCGUAUGCCGCAGCAGCUCCCGCAGUACAAACCGUCGCUGUCCAAGCACCAGCUGUUUCGUAUGCCGCAGCUCCCGCAGUCGCUGUCCAAGCCCAUACCGCCCAAGUCAGUGGUCCAAUUCAUGCUGCCAUUGAAUCCCGACGAACCGUUGAAGUUAUCGAUGGACCAUCCACUGGGGACGCUCCAGUAGCUAGCACCGUUGUCAUUGGACCAAAUGUUCAACCAAUCAAUUUGGAAUUCCAAACUCAAGCCUCACCAUUGGCCGCAACCCAAAACCACGUUCCAACAGCCCCAGCUGAACCACAACAAUCUUCAUACGAAGAACAACCAGAUCUCUUGCGACAAGACAUCGUAAAACCAGUUGUCCAAGAUGUCCACGAAACCAUUGUCCCAUUCCGACGAAUCACCCAAGAAUUGAAACCAGUUCAAGAAUCAGUUCACCAAAUCUUGCCACGAGGCCAAGAACGAGGUUUUUACCAACAACAACAACAAGUUCGAGUCGCACAACAUGUUGCCGCACCAGCCGCUGUUGCCGUUCAACCAGUUGUACAGGCCGCACCUGCUAUUAGCGCCGUUCGAGUAGCCGCUGCUCCCGCAGUAGCUUAUGCUGCUCCAGCUGUUUCCACUGUUUCCGCUGCACCAGCUGCCAUUGGUGUCAUUGGUGUUCAACCAGCUGCUGGUUACAUCGGUUAUGGUGCAGGUUAUGGAACAGGUUAUGGAACAGGUUAUGGUGUUGCUAAAUACGGAACCGGAUAUGGUCUCACUAGCGGUUUGAUUGGUGGUGGCUCAUAUGGAUCAUCAUAUUCAGUACAACCAGCCAGCUACGGAACUGGUUAUGGUUACACUACCUAUAGCAGUGAUGCCUACCCAAUCCGAAAAAAAUAAACUAGUUUUACCAUUUUCCUUUUGAUCCCUUUCCUUACGAUAACAUCAUCAUACAAUCUGCCUAUCUACUUGUCUGAAGACUUGACGAGAAAGUUUUACAUCAAUGAUUAAUGAAAUAUAUCGGAGUUGUAUUGUGAAAGAGAUAUGUGAA